GUGUUCCUCUGCCAUUCCCUCCCUGGCUCUCCUCUCUCGCCUCGUCUUCUUGCAGGAACCUGUUAAUUCUAAUCCUCCCGCGCUCCUCGUGCCUCCUUUCCAUCUGCCAAUAUGUUCCGUUCCGCCGUUGUCCGCUCCUUGAGAGCCUCCGUUCCUCGGGCCGUCAGGUCGACGUCUGCUCCCAUCCGCGUCCGCAGCUCUCCUGCUGUUCGCCCAGCUCAAUUCCCUUCCUGCGUUGCUUCCCAGGCCAUUCGAUUUUACUCGGCCCCCGCCGGCCUCGCUAAGGAUGAAGUCGAGGGUCGCAUAGUGAACCUGCUCAAGAACUUCGACAAGGUUUCCGAUGCUAGCAAGAUCACCCCCAACUCUCACUUCACAAAUGACCUUGGAUUGGACAGCUUGGAUACCGUUGAAGUUGUGAUGGCCAUUGAAGAGGAAUUCAGCAUUGAGAUUCCCGACAAGGAGGCGGAUGCUAUCCACAGUGUUGACCAGGCCGUCCAGUACAUCCUCUCUCAACCCGAUGCUCAUUAAAUGCGGUAUUCGGUAAUGGCUUGGAGGGUUGGUAGAAAAACGAGAGAGUUAUUGGUGUGAAUCUACGGUCGGAUACAACUUCUAGAAUUCGAGUGUCACUGUGACCGUGACACAGUCCUGUACUCUGAAAUACAUGCCAGUGCUUUCUGUCUCGUAUGCAGCGCUGUAUAUCAUAUUUGAAUGCGAUAUUUGAUAUAUUUCUAACCUCUUGUCUGAAG
Molecule: messenger RNA, 746 nt
Organism: Monascus purpureus
Lineage: Eukaryota; Fungi; Ascomycota; Eurotiomycetes; Eurotiales; Aspergillaceae
Source: the annotation of a GenBank genome assembly